AUGGACGUCAACGGCACACUCGAAAUCACAAACUGCUUCAAUUUCCCCGUCGUCGAUCUACCACCCGAGAGCCAGUACGAACAACAACAACAUUUCAACAGUGCCGCUGCCGCCCCUCGCCACAAGUCCAGCACUGCCUACCAGGCCGAUAUGAUCAGACACUUGCGAGAAGUCAACAUCGACGCCAACAAUGUCGGAUGGUACACGAGUGCGAACUUGGGAAACUUCAUCAAUAUGAACUUCAUUGAGAACCAGUACCACUACCAGAAAGACUUGAAUGAAAAGACUGUCGCUUUGGUCCAUGAUGUCAGCCGCAGUUCCCAGGGCGUUCUUAGUCUGCGUGCUUUCCGACUCACUCCACAAUUCAUGGCCGCUUACAAGGAGAACAAAUUUACUACUGACAAUCUUCAAAAAUCUGGCUUCAAGUACACUGAUAUCCUGGUCGAAUUGCCCGUCACAAUCCAUAACUCACUCCUUGUGAAUACAUUCCUCCACCAGAUCCCCUCGUUACUCGCCAGCGGAACUCUCAAGCCACCAACUUCUGUGGCUGAGAUCGAGAACAAUCCUGUCUUCAAAUCCGACGGUCUUGCCCCGACCUUUGAUACCCUGUCCAUCAACAUUGACCCAUUCCUUUCGCAGACCGCCGACAAUCUACUAGACAGCAUUGAAACCCACCACGUUGAAGCAAACAACUUCUCUUAUUACUCCCGUGCCCUUGCCCGUGAGCAGGCUAAGAUCCAACAAUGGCAAACGAAGCGAAAGGCCGAGAACGCCGCACGUGCUCUGUCCAAGCAACCUCCGCUUCCUGAGGACGAGUGGCAGAGAUUGUUCAAGCUACCUACAGAGCCUAACCGCCUUGAGAGUAUGUUAAACUCACGCCAGGUUGAGCAGUACGCUCGUCAAGUCGACGGCUUCGUUUCGGGCACAACUGGUAAGAUGUUUGCCGUCCGAGGUAAUCUUCUUCCAGGCGAGGGUAACCCUGAGUGA
Messenger RNA from Exophiala aquamarina CBS 119918, 987 nucleotides. RefSeq names its product eukaryotic translation initiation factor 3 subunit H. The record is from RefSeq and is a predicted model, not a curated record. The transcript has 2 exons. Lineage: Eukaryota; Fungi; Ascomycota; Eurotiomycetes; Chaetothyriales; Herpotrichiellaceae. The coding region runs from base 1 to 987 and encodes 328 amino acids. Gene Ontology annotation, cellular component: cytoplasm; eukaryotic 43S preinitiation complex; eukaryotic translation initiation factor 3 complex. Gene Ontology annotation, molecular function: translation initiation factor activity; metallopeptidase activity.